This is a messenger RNA of Anopheles darlingi, 4076 nucleotides long. RefSeq lists its product as uncharacterized. NCBI's taxonomy places the organism in Eukaryota, Metazoa, Arthropoda, Insecta, Diptera, Culicidae. The record is from RefSeq and is a predicted model, not a curated record. The transcript is spliced from 4 exons. Bases 89 to 3727 code for a protein of 1212 amino acids.
GCAUUUUUAUUUUGUCCUUUGAAGUGAUAGUACGGCGAAAACUCAAGUUGCGUUUUCUACAGCAUCGUGUCUUUACAUCGUUUCCGAAAUGGCACGAGAGGAGAGGAAUGCAGCCAUUCGCCAAAUCGCAGAGGAAAAGAUAGAGUUGAUAGGCAAGCAAAGUUCUACACUUUGCAGUAAUUCGCUCGACAAUUUUCAAAAACUGAUGGACCUCUUUUCAAAUAACCCACGUAUUAAAUCGGACAAUAUUAUUAAGGCUAUUAAAGUGCUCACUAAGCUAGAAGCGGAGGUUUCCAUCAAAGCGGAGAUACAAGUGGCAGAAAAACAAGUGCACAGCGUUGUCGUGCGACAAAACAUCAUGUCGCCGCAGUUAGCGGAACCAUCGGGGUGUAAUUCUGGGAUGCGUGAUAAUCAUUCUCAAGUAUCAACUGCUCAUGUCACUAUUCAUCAGAGUAACCUUACAACUUACUCAAAGCCACAAACUGUACAAGAUACUGUAACGCAAGAAAUAUUCCAAAUGGCAUCCUCAUAUCAUCCGCAACCAAUAGAAAGCUCAUUAAUUAAUGAAGAAAGGUUGUCGUCUAAAUAUCCUCGUAAGAAAAAAAAUCCAGAAGUCGCAUUAACUCAUUCGUUUUCUGCUUUUAAACCCCCGGCAAUUCCUGAAAAAAGAGGUGACGACAAGCUAUAUUUCAGACGAGCUGAAGUGUUUCCAGCCCCGGCUGCCACUUAUGCUGAACACAGAAUGCGGCAAGCAAAUAAAAUGGGCCAAACCAAUCGCCAAAUCACUUCUGAAUUGCAUCAAAAAUCCCCUUCACCCUGUCAAAACAAUAUAGGUCAAAGCUCUCAACAUCUGCUGAAGAAUUACAAUGAGCUUGGAUCAUCUACUCAAACAAAUACUACAAACAUUGAAGCGCGUCAAAACCAAAUUUCAUCAGAUCUAUUACUGGGAGUAAAAUCUAACACAACUCCGUCCAUUCCAAUCCCGGAUCAUGUGAAUCAUGGAACAACAUUGACAAACAAUGCAUCCCAAUCUCUAUCCAAACCUGUGCAACAUUUAUCCCCAUCUGCAGCAAGUCGUGACGAUGUAAAAAAGUCGACUAACGUCACUGAAAAUACUCUGCCUUCAUCCUCAGAUAAUCAUGUGGAAUCGUCGAAGAACGAAAUAAGUAAAGUCAGUCCAACCAAAAAUAAACAAAACAAAGUAAACAGAGAAGUUCACAGCUUGAUUAUAGGCGAAAUAGAAUUUACAGAGUCAAUGAAAAGAAGAGAAGAAAACGAAAAGCUGCGAAACAUAUCGAACCGCAUGGAGUGCAUCAAAGAUCGAUCGAAUAAUGAAAAAUGGGUGAAGGAUCUAUUAACUAAAUAUGGAAUGCAGAAUGAAACGCGAGUCGUUCUAACAAGACUAGAGGAUAUUAACGGCAUUGCAUUGCGCAGUAGAACAAAAUCGGUGGAAAAUCGUGAAUGUUCAUAUAACGAAUCUUCCAAUACUACCAAACAAAACCAAAAUUCACCUUCAACGAAUAAACACAUAACCACGCGUAGAAAAACCGUGGAUUGUCGCGAAGCAUUAGAGAAUCCUUCGCAAACAAACAAAAAACGUGAGCAAGCCAAAAACAAGAAAAUAAAAUGCCGUAGAAAAUCGCACUGUGCUGCUGCCAAUAGUGUCACGGUAUCGCCUGAAAAGGCAGUCCAAAAUAGUUUCUAUCUGUCGGACAGUGAAGAUAAUGUGAGCCAAGACUGCACAAAUUAUGAACCUCCAACAAAAAAGCAAGCUAUGAACAAACCAAAAUCGAAUUCUAAUCGAGGCGUUACUAAAACUACUUCCCCAAAAUCGAAGAAUAAAACAGUAGGGUGCUCAAUGACCAGAAAAAAAUCCGUAGCGAAAACAUUGGUAAGCCCACAAGAAAAUUCUGUAAUCGAUGAGCAUGUCAAUAUUCCCAAUGACAAUCCAGAUAUCCAUUGUCAGAGUAAUUUCAUGUCCAGUUGUUCUUUAUGCUCCUAUCGUGGCGAAAAGAUAAUCGAACAUUACUUGACUAAGCACAAACAAAACGAAGUUUUUGUUAGUCGGAUUUCCCCACGUCAGUCGGACAUAAUCAGAAAAUGCCCUAUUCCGCUGCGCGAUAGCGAAAAAAAUAUUUCGAAAAAUGAGCUAGCUCCAUUAGCACGAUUUUGCUGUUUCUGUGAGAAAAAUCGUGUUCUUACCUACAAGGAAUGGAUUGAACAUAUAGCAAAACACACAGGAGAAUAUGAAUUUGAUCAGGAGGUGAAAACACUAAAGAAUCCAUUCGUCGAAAUUAAGUUUCAAAAUAAUAAUAUUUUGGCCUAUAUUUGUGACCGCUGUAACUUUGUUCAAACCCGUCUGUCAGCCAUGGAAAAUCACUUAAAAAAACAACAUUUCUCCCAGGAGGACGGUUCUGCAAAACCAUCAGAAUAUAUACGUUUCGCUGUGUGUCGCGUUAAAGUCGAGAGUAGUUCAGUUGACAAGAAAACCAAUCUAGAACUAAAAUCGGAGUCCAUAUUUGGUUGCCAAGUGGUUAACAAUCCUAUCGACAGAGACGAAGAAACGGCCAUCUCUGAUGGGAUGGAUCAUGAAAUUUUGCAAGAAUUAGAAAGAUUACAUGGUUAUGAGCCAUUGGUUGAUUCUAUAGUGAAAGAAGAAAUUGAUUUGAAUGCAGAUGCAGAAUAUACUCAUCAAUGUGGCAAAAAAGGAUCCAAACCUACCGGAACAGUUUCACAAAAUAGUAGAAGUACAAACUUAUCGAAUGAUAUCAAUCCGGAUUGCACCACUGAGCAACGUGUACCAGCACUGCAAACUAUUUUAAAUGAAAAUGUCGUCGAAGCCGCCGAAGAAACUAGAGAGAGACACGCAAAUGAAUUGACCGGAGGUAGAGACGAUCCAAUGGAUUAUGAUUCCGAUGAUAGUUUAAGCACUAUAGCAAUGGAUGAUCCGGAGUACCAGCAUUCUAUGGAUGGUAUAAAAGAAGAAGAAUUUGCAGAAGAAUGUCGAACGUCCGAUCGUGAUAAUCCACUCCGGUGUGAUAAAAAUGUUGAUCAAAAUCAAGACAUCAAUGCUGUGCCUUCACAAAAUGAAUCAUUUAUGAUCGGAAAUGGGAAUGGUUCUCGAAAAAAUAUACAAAAUAUCAUUAACAUGAGUUGCGUGAAAGUAGAGUUACAAGAAGCUCCACAUGAUAUGAACGAAGAAAACAAUUUUUACAAUGAAUCUAAUGAAACCAGGAAUGAAAGCAUUACCGAUAGCCCUGCUAAACAAAUAUCAUACUCUGUCGCACGGUCAAAUAAUGGCGGGUCAUUUAAACCGGCGGAAAUCCAAGAAAAUCGCCCUUCCGCUACCACCGUUGAUGGGAACGUUGAUGGUGUAAUGGUGGAACUAACGGGUUCAAACUCGGACCCUUUCGAAAUCGUACGGAAUGAAGAGCAGUUGCAAUACUUGUGUCACUACUCAACUAAUUGCAAAUUUGUGGGUUCAAAUACCAUUUCAUUAGAGAAACAUGUUCAAACAAAACACGUUGUAAGAUGGAGUGGGUACUGUCAUACUUGUAAAGGCUACAUAGAAAAUCAUACUGGGUUUACGAAAAAAUUUCCAAUUCAUUAUUUGAAACAUUUCCUUUUGAAGCACUCAGACCCAAAACCAGACAGUCAAGUACGAAAACCGCUAACAAUUCGUUUUCGGAGAUUAUCUGGAGAUAAGCUCUCUGUAGUUAAUAAUUAGUUUCAAACGAAAUUGAUACUAAGGUUGUCAUAAAGAGUGUUUUUGGUCUCAAAACUCCCUUAGUAAGUCAGUUGUAUAUGUUAAGUCUCAAAUUAAUUAAGAAUGUUGAUAUGUUACUGAAUAAAAAAUUUGAUUAACAUAGGAAGGAAGUUAUGUAACAAGCAGUGCCAAUCGAUACAAAAAAGUUUUUUAAUAAAUAAUUGCUUAGAUUAAAAAGCAAAUCCUUUAUUAUUGAUUUUAAAAAAAUCGUCGUUAUGAUAAAAAAAAACGCGCCUUCUUCGGCGAGUUUGACGUCUUAUCAAAAAUACCAACUUCACAAUUUUUAAAAAUAAAUUUGGUACAGAACAGA